Molecule: messenger RNA, 429 nt
Organism: Malassezia vespertilionis
Lineage: Eukaryota; Fungi; Basidiomycota; Malasseziomycetes; Malasseziales; Malasseziaceae
Gene: EAF6
Product: chromatin modification- protein eaf6
Exons: 1
Coding region: 1-429 (142 amino acids)
Cellular component (GO): NuA4 histone acetyltransferase complex
Source: RefSeq, a predicted model, not a curated record
AUGACCCCCGCUGCUGAGCCUGCGCUGCGUGGCUCGCUCGAAGAGGCGACUCAGCAAUACGAUGCUAUAAAGGCGCAGCUCAAAGAAGGUCUUGCGAACAAGUCUAAAGUCGACAAAGAUCUAGUUGACUUGGAAUCGCAGAUCUACUUGUACGAGGGCUCGUACUUGAACAACACAGCACACAGCGGCGGCAACGUGAUCCGUGGCUUUGACACUUAUAUGAAGUCGAGCAUCACCGGGAUGGCUACAGGCCGUAAUUCAAGUACACCGGCGCCAUCGAAUGAGGACAGGAUAUUCAGCACGAGUAGUGCUACCUAUCAGCGUAGCAUUGCGCUGAAAAUGAAUACACCGGCUACCGAGGACAAAGAAGCGGGUCAAUCAGUUGGGUACAAGCUGAAACGGAAGGCAGACGACAGUGCGCGUAACUAA